Messenger RNA from Aspergillus melleus, 2383 nucleotides. RefSeq names its product CLPTM1 family protein. Gene Ontology annotation, cellular component: endomembrane system; membrane. NCBI's taxonomy places the organism in Eukaryota, Fungi, Ascomycota, Eurotiomycetes, Eurotiales, Aspergillaceae. The transcript has 3 exons. Bases 79 to 1698 code for a protein of 539 amino acids. The record is from RefSeq and is a predicted model, not a curated record.
UUCGCCUCUCUUCCCUUCCUCCCCCAUUAUCUUUCCCUUGUCUCAGGGAUCGGCUUUCAACACGCAAAGCUUCCUAUCAUGCCUGAACAACGGGAGCGUAGGGAUGAGCCCCAAAGCUCCGGUUUCAGGGGGGCCCUCCAGGGUCUGGCUUUCUUCAUGGUGAUUCAGUUUCUUGCCAGUCAAUUUUUUGGUGGAAAGCAGCAGAGUACUGGCGCUGGUGGAAAACCCGGUGGCGUGACCGAUUUCAGUACUCGUCCAGCUAGGAGCGAAAUCGAGAACUACAGCCCCAUCCCCGACUCGAUUGCCCCGAUAUGGCCCGUCGAUAGUCCCUUGGACAUGGACAUCUACGUCUCGCCCUCAGUGUUUGUUCCCACGCACAAGUCUCAGCGGUCGAGCACCCUAGUGCUCUCGGAGAAGAACCUCACCAUUGGGAAUUACAGCGACACGAGGGAAAUUGACACCAUCAUCCAAGUCCCCAAGGAAGUCCAGCAGAACGGAACUCUGUUUGCGCACUUCUUCCUCGGCCUUUCCGGACAGCAGCUGGACCCUUCCGCUAAGGACUACAGCACCGACAAGGCCGUUCACUUCUUCCGUCCGCUCAACCAGUACCUUCCCAAGAAGAAGGUGAAGAAGCUGAAGAACCUCUUGGCCAGCAGUGAAGAGAAGGAGGAAGAGGAGGAGGAUACUACACCCGAUGUUACCACCGCAUCCUACUACCACCCGAAUUUCACCGUGUCCUUCAUUCCCGACUCUGGAGUUCAGAAGUAUCGUCAGGUGCAUCCUGCUGUCCGGCAACACUUGCAGCUCGAGGCUACUGGUGCAAGAGAUAUCUCCGGUCAAAAUGGGUGGUAUUACCCGAUCGUUUUUCUGAAUACCUUCUGGCAGCUUCGAAGCCACAUGAUGGAGCUUAACUCCACGGUCGACACCGUUCCCUUGCGCAUCACCCUCAACAACCUACAGAAUUGGAAAUUCAGUAUGAUGGCCAGCGUCGACGACAGCGCGAAGCAGACUGCUCGCCAAGCUGCCUAUGGUGCUUCCACCCCAGGAGGUGGCGACGGAAGUGAAUUUGAGAUGAUUAAGGAGGUUUUGCUCAACACCAACAUCUACUUGCUGGGCACCACCGGCGUGGUCACUAUUCUGCAUAUGGUGUUUGAAACUCUGGCCUUCAAAAACGAUAUCUCUCACUGGCGCAAGAAGAAAGACGUCGUUGGAACGUCUGUCCGGACCAUCUUGGCUAAUGUUUUCAUGCAAGCGGUUAUUUUCCUCUAUCUCAUGGACAACAGCGAGAACACCUCGUGGAUGAUCCUCGCUAGCCAGGGUUUUGGUAUCCUUCUGGAAGCGUGGAAAAUCACAAAGACGGUGGACGUACGCCUCCGGCCGCCACCUACCAACUCCUUCUUUUCCUUCCUGCCGUACGUUGUGGUCUUCGAAGACAAGCACAAGCUUAGCGAUACGGAGCAGAAGACAAAGGAGUACGAUGAAAUCGCCUUCCGCUGGCUCUACAUCAUCGCCGUGCCUCUCCUGGCUGCGUACGCUGCGUACAGCCUGAUCUACAACACGCAUAAGUCGUGGUACUCCUACGUCAUCGAGACCCUGGUCGGUAGCGUCUAUGCGUACGGUUUUCUGAUGAUGGUGCCGAGUCUGUACAUCAACUACCGACUGAAGGUGAGCGCAUUCCGAGGCAAUGUUGGUGAAUAGACCUAACUAACUUUCACUUAGUCCGUUGCUCAUAUGCCCGGAAAGGCGUUGACUUAUAAAUUCCUCAACACCUUCAUCGACGAUCUCUUCGCCUUCACGGUCAAGAUGCCGUGGCUUCACAGACUUGCCACCUUCCGGGACGACAUCAUUUUCUUCGUCUGGCUUUACCAGGGCUGGAAGUACAAGGUGGACUACAAGCGUGUCAAUGAGUUUGGCCAGGGAGGCGACAGCGACGUUGAGGAGGAGGUGAAUGCUAAACCGGAGGAGCCAUCCAAGCCAGAGGCGUCUGCUCGGGCAUCCGGAAAGGAGAGUUCCAAGUCAACUCGGAAGAGAAAGUAACCCAUCCUUGCCAUGGCUCUUGGUGACUUGUGUGGCUUGAUAAAGCCCUUGUUAGUUGUUUGUUUUUCAAUUGUCGCCGCCGCAGAAUGUUAUACAUAUGCUCUGCCUAUCCCGGCUCGAGUGGUUUGACAGAUACUUGGCUUUUAGAGAGAUAUUUAUGUAGUAUAAAGACCAGUUAUGACACAUAAAUGACACAGAAGCAGCGUAAUUCUCGAUAUUCGUCUCUUGCAGUAGUAAUUCUCUGAGCUUGGGGGUAGUUGGGCCAGAGUUGGCCUCGAUGGGAAGGAAGUGAGUCUGGGACCGAAUUUGGUUUAACUUGUCACUUCCCGCGACGGUCGCUUUCAUC